Messenger RNA from Fraxinus pennsylvanica, 930 nucleotides. The record is from the annotation of a GenBank genome assembly. NCBI's taxonomy places the organism in Eukaryota, Viridiplantae, Streptophyta, Magnoliopsida, Lamiales, Oleaceae.
AUGGCUCUCUUCACUCCGAAUUUGUCUUUCAAAACUUCCACCUACAAUUCCAGUUUAUUUACACUACCUGCCACUCCUCGUCGUUUUAUCCGGUGCCCUCGCUCCCUAAAGCUCAGAGCUUCAUUAGCCGUUGACUCCCCGUCGACCUCCGCCACCGAACGCGGCGGUGCUGCGGAGCUACUACUUGAAGUCAAAGACCUUUCCGCCGUAAUUGCCGAGUCCAAACAGCCCAUUCUCAAAGGCGUUAACCUAACUAUCCGCGAAGGCGAGGUUCAUGCGGUGAUGGGGAAGAAUGGUUCUGGCAAGAGUACAUUUGUAAAGGUCCUUGUUGGUCAUCCAGAUUAUGAAAUUACCGGAGGCAGCGUUACAUAUAAAGGUCAGGACUUGCUUGAGAUGGAGCCUGAGGAAAGAGCUGUUGCUGGGAUAUUCAUGAGCUUUCAGUCCCCAGUUGAAAUUCCGGGAGUUAGCAAUAUUGACUUUUUGAACAUGGCUUACAAUGCUCGAAGGAGAAAACUUGGACAGCCAGAACUUGGACCAAUCGAGUUUUACGGCUACAUAGCACCCAAGCUUGAACUUGUGAACAUGAAGGUAGAUCUUUUGAACAGAAACGUCAAUGAAGGGUUCAGUGGUGGAGAAAAGAAGCGCAAUGAGAUUUUACAACUUGCGGUUCUUGGUGCAGAGUUGGCUAUAUUAGAUGAAAUUGAUUCCGGCUUAGAUGUUGAUGCACUUCGUGAUGUAGCAAAAGCAGUGAAUGUCCUCCUGACCCCAAAGAAUUCAGUUUUGAUGAUCACACACUAUUUACGUCUUUUGGAGUUCAUUGCACCUACCUAUAUUCAUAUAAUGGAGAAAGGCAGGAUAGUGAAGACUGGAGAUAUUUCAAUAGCAAAACUUUUGGAAAAAGAAGGUUACAAGGCAAUUUCUGGCACAUAA